This is a messenger RNA of Pogona vitticeps (central bearded dragon), 8562 nucleotides long. Lineage: Eukaryota; Metazoa; Chordata; Lepidosauria; Squamata; Agamidae. The record is from RefSeq and is a predicted model, not a curated record.
CUGGAGAGGUUUCAGUUUAAAAUAAGCCAUUAACAGGCGUAAGCUUUACAAAAGACCUGCUCUUGCUGGAUAUGAAAGCGAACAGGACUGAUUUGUUGAUGUGGAUCGGCCCACCUUCCUGCACUAUCGGACUUUCCUGCUUUCAUCAUAGCUGCCUUUGACUGGUGAAAUUUGAAGAUGUUGAAGUUUAAGUAUGGUGCACGUAACACAACGGAGCAAGGCAUGGAGUCCAUUGCCAGCCGUGCUUCUAAACUUAAUAUGCUUUUCCAGGGAAAGCUACCCUCUAUGGUACAGCAGCAGAUGUUUCCACUUUCAAGAGAAGGGAUUUUGGACACCCUAAUGGUGCUUUUUGAAGAAUGUGCCAACCCUGCUUUAAUGAAAAUGAAGCAUGUGGGGAACUUCCUUAAAAAGUAUUCGGGUUCAAUAUCAGAGUUGCGGGAGCUUCAACCCAGCGUGAAGGACUUUGAAGUCAGGAGCCUGGUGGGAUGUGGUCACUUUGCAGAAGUGCAGGUGGUGAGAGAAAAGGCAACUGGUGACGUCUAUGCCAUGAAGGUGAUGAGCAAGGGGAUGUUGCUGGCACAGGAUAAGGUAUCAUUCUUUGAAGAAGAGAGGAAUAUAUUAUCCCAGAAUACCAACCCUUGGAUUCCACAACUGCAUUGUGCAUUUCAGGACAAAAAGAACCUUUAUUUGGUUAUGGAAUAUGAGCCUGGAGGAGAUCUACUGUCCUUCUUAAACAGAUAUGAGGAUCAACUUGAUGAACAUACUGUUCAGUUUUAUCUAGCUGAGCUAGUUCUGGCCAUUCGGAGUGUCCACCAAAUGGGCUAUGUGCACCGAGACAUUAAGCCAGAGAAUAUCCUCAUCGACCGAACAGGACACAUCAAACUGGUGGACUUUGGGUCAGCUGCCAAACUGACAGUGGAUAAAACGGUGAAUGCUAAACUGCCAGUUGGGACUCCAGAUUAUAUGGCCCCAGAGGUGCUAAUGGUUUUGAAUGGUGAUGGCAUGAGUUCGUAUGGAUCAGAAUGUGAUUGGUGGUCUCUAGGGGUGGUUGCAUAUGAAAUGAUUUAUGGAAAAUCUCCAUUUACUGAAGGAACUUCAACCAAAACCUUCAAUAACAUCAUGAAUUUUCAGAGGUUUCUGAAGUUCCCUGAGGAUGUGAAAAUCAGCAAUGAAUUUCUUGAUCUACUGCAGAGUUUGCUGUGUGGGCAGAAAGAGAGACUAGAUUAUGAAGGCCUUUGCUCUCAUCCAUUCUUUUCCGCAAUAGAGUGGAAUCACAUCCGUAAUACUCCUCCCCCCUUUGUGCCUACUCUCAAGUCUGAUGAUGACACCUCAAAUUUCGAUGAACCAGAGAAGAAUUCACGAAUUGUAUCCCCUCUGUGCCAGCUGAACCCUGCAGGCUUCUCAGGAGAAGAUUUACCAUUUGUGGGGUUCUCCUUCAUCAAGGCAUUGGGGAUAGUCCGAUCAGAGUCUCUUUUGGGUUUGGAUUCUCCAGUCAAGAUAAACUCCAUGGAAAGCAAGCUCCUUCUUAAGAGUAAAGAGCUACAAGACACACAGGAUAAGUGCCACAAGAUGGAGCAGGAAAUGACGCGCUUGCACCGCAGAGUAUCAGAGGUGGAGGCUGUACUUAGCCAAAAGGAGGUGGAAUUGAAAGCCUCCGAGACGCAGCGAUCCCUCCUUGAGCAGGACCUGGCUACCUACAUCACAGAAUGCAGUAGCUUAAAGCGAAGUCUGGAACAGGCCCGGAUGGAAGUAUCUCAAGAGGAUGAUAAGGCACUGCAACUCCUUCAUGAUAUCAGAGAACAGAGCCGGAAGCUUCAGGAAAUCAAAGAACAGGAGUAUCAAGCCCAAGUAGAAGAGAUGAGGUUGAUGAUGAACCAAUUAGAAGAGGACCUUAUUUCAGCUCGCAGACGUAGUGAUCUUUAUGAGUCUGAAUUGAGAGAGUCCCGACUGGCUGCUGAAGAGUUCAAACGUAAAGCCACAGAAUGUCACAACAGGCUCCAGAAGGUAGUUAAGGUUAAAGAUCAAGGGAAAACAGAAGUAGGAGAGCUGUAUUCCAAGCUGGAGAAGAUCAACGCAGAACAACAGGUCAAAAUACAGGAGCUGCAGGAGAAGCUGACAAAGGCUAUGAAAGCCAGCUCCGAGGCCACUGAACUUCUCCAGAACAUACGUCAAGCAAAAGAGAGAGCAGAGAAGGAGCUGGAGAAAUUGCAGAACCGGGAAGAUUCAAAUGAAAGCAUGAAAAAGAAAUUGCUUGAAGCAGAGGAAAGGCGCCAUUCUUUGGAGAACCAAGUGAAGCGUCUGGAGACGGUGGAACGCAGGGAAAACCGGCUGAAAGAAGAUAUCCAAACUAAAUCCCAACAGAUCCAGCAGAUGGCAGAUAAAAUUCUGGAACUGGAGGAGAAGCACCGAGAGGCACAACUUGCAGCCCAGCACCUCGAGUUGCAUCUGAAACAGAAAGAGCAGAUGUAUGAAGAAAGGAUCAAAGUACUUGAUAAUCAGAUGAAAAAAGAUCUUGCGGACAAAGAAGCGCUCGAAAACGUGUUGAGGAAGCAUGAGGAAGAAGCCCGUGAAAAGUGCAAGCUUCUUGCAGAACAGAAAGCAAUGAUCAAUGCUAUGGAUUCCAAGAUUAGGUCUCUAGAACAGAGGAUAGUUGAAUUGUCCGAAGCUAAUAAGCUUGCAGCAAACAGCAGCCUGUUCACACAGAGAAACAUGAAAGCCCAAGAAGAAAUGAUUUCUGAGCUCAGGCAGCAGAAAUUUUACCUGGAAACUCAAGCAGGAAAAUUAGAGGCCCACAACAAUAAACUGGAGGAGCAGUUGGAGAAAAUCAGUCAUCAGGACCACUCUGACAAGACUCGUCUGUUGGAGUUGGAGACCAGGUUGCGAGAGGUGAGCCUUGAGCACGAGGAGCAAAAACUGGAACUCAAGCGGCAGCUCACGGAAUUGCAACUCACUCUCCAGGAGAGAGAAUCUCAGAUUUCAGGGUUGCAGGCUGCCCGUGCUGCCCUGGAAAGCCAGCUUCGGGAGGCUAAAACUGAGCUGGAGGAGACCACCGCCGAGGCAGAAGAGGAGAUUCAAGCUCUGACGGCACAUAGAGAUGAAAUCCAGCGUAAAUUUGAAGCCCUUCGUAAUAGCUGCACAGUGAUUAGUGAUUUGGAAGAGCAAUUGAACCAGUUGACAGAGGACAACGCUGAGCUGAACAAUCAGAAUUUCUUCCUGUCCAAACAGUUAGAUGAGGCUUCUGGGGCAAGCGAUGAAGUGGUCCAGCUGCGGAGUGAGGUUGAUCAUCUUCGCCGUGAGAUCACGGAGCGAGAGAUGCAGCUCACCAGUCAGAAACAAACAAUGGAGGCCUUAAAGACAACCUGCACUAUGCUGGAAGAGCAGGUAAUGGAUCUGGAGGCUCUCAAUGAUGAACUCCUGGAGAAAGAGCGCCAGUGGGAAGCAUGGAGAAGUGUUCUGGGGGAUGAAAAGACUCAGUUUGAAUGUCGGGUUCGUGAGCUGCAGAGGAUGUUGGAUACAGAAAAACAAAGCAGGGUGCGAGCGGAUCAGCGUAUAACUGAGUCCCGCCAGGUGGUAGAGCUUGCUGUUAAAGAACAUAAAGCAGAGAUCUUGGCUCUCCAGCAAGCAUUAAAGGAGCAAAAACUCAAAGCUGAAAGUCUGUCAGAUAAGCUGAAUGAUUUGGAGAAGAAGCACGCCAUGCUGGAGAUGAAUGCUCGCAGUCUGCAACAGAAGCUCGAGACAGAACGUGAACUCAAGCAGAGGCUUCUGGAAGAGCAAGCAAAGCUGCAGCAGCAAAUGGAUUUGCAGAAGAACCAUAUAUUCCGCCUGACUCAAGGCCUGCAAGAGGCUUUAGAUAGAGCAGAUCUUUUGAAGAAUGAGAGGAGUGACCUGGAGUAUCAGUUAGAAAAUAUCCAGGUUCUCUUUUCCCAUGAAAAGGUGAAAAUGGAAGGCACUAUUUCACAGCAAACCAAGCUUAUUGAUUUUCUUCAAUCGAAGAUGGACCAGCCAGCCAAAAAGAAAAAAGGCCUGUUUAGUCGACGGAAAGAGGACCCUUCUUUACCCACACAGGUUCCUCUACAGUACAAUGAGCUGAAGGUGGCCCUGGAGAAAGAGAAAGCCCGCUCGGCCGAGCUGGAGGAGGCCCUUCAGAAAACCCGCAUUGAGCUCAGAUCUGCGCGCGAGGAAGCUGCCCAUAGGAAAAUUACAGACCACCCUCACCCAUCCACUCCUGCCACGGCCAGGCAGCAGAUCAUCAUGUCUGCCAUAGUCCGGUCACCAGAACACCAGCCCACGCCCAUCAGUCUGCUUGCGCCUCCCUCAAGUCGCAGAAAGGAGUCUUCCACACCAGAGGAAUUUAAUCGGCGUAUGAAGGAAAGGAUGCACCAUAAUAUUCCUCACCGGUUCAAUGUGGGAUUGAAUAUGAGAGCAACAAAAUGUGCAGUUUGCUUGGAUACGGUGCAUUUUGGACGUCAAGCAUCUAAAUGUCUUGAAUGCCAGAUGAUGUGCCAUCCAAAAUGUUCAGCCUGCUUGCCAGCAACCUGUGGCUUACCUGCAGAGUACGCCACACAUUUCUCGGAAGCCUUCUGCCGAGACAAACUGAACUCCCCGGGUCUGCAGCUGAAAGAACCAAGCAGCUCUCUGCGGCUGGAAGGCUGGAUGAAGGUGCCAAGAAAUAAUAAGCGUGGGCAGCAAGGCUGGGACAGGAAGUACAUUGUUCUAGAAGGAACGAAAGUGCUUGUUUAUGACACAGAAGCAAGAGAAGCUGGACAGAGGCCUGUGGAAGAGUUUGAGCUGUGUCUUCCAGAUGGGGAUGUUACUGUCCAUGGAGCUGUUGGAGCAACUGAACUUUUAAAUACAGCUAAGACAGAUGUGCCAUAUAUAUUAAAGCUGGAGUCUCAUCCUCACACCACCUGUUGGCCUGGCCGGACCCUCUAUUUACUAGCACCCACUUUUCCUGAUAAACAACGCUGGGUCAGUGCACUAGAGUCCAUUGUUGCUGGAGGACGAGUUUCCAGAGAAAAGGCCGAAGCUGAUGCUAAGUUACUUGGCAAUUCUCUCCUGAAGCUUGAGGGAGAAGAUCGUUUGGAUAUCAAUUGCACCUUACCUUUCAGUGAUCAGGUAGUGCUGGUGGGUGCCGAGGAAGGUCUUUAUGCCCUGAAUGUGCUGAAGAACUCUUUAACGCACGUCCCUGGAAUUGGUGCAGUCUUCCAAGUGCAUCUCAUUAAGGAUCUGGAGAAACUGCUCAUGAUAGCAGGCGAUGAGAGGGCCCUGUGUCUUGUUGACGUUAAGAAAGUGAAGCAGUCUCUAGCCCAAUCCCACCUCCCUGCUCAGCCUGAUGUCUCCCCAAAUGUUUUUGAAGCUGUGAAGGGGUGCCACCUUUUUGCUGCUGGCAAGAUUGAGAAUGGGCUGUGUAUCUGCGCGGCCAUGCCCAGCAAACUGGUCGUCCUCCGCUAUAACGAGAGCCUCGGCAAGUUUUGCAUCAGGAAGGAGAUAGAAACUUCAGAGCCCUGCAGCUGUAUCCACUUCACUAAUUACAGCAUCAUCGUUGGAACAAACAAGUUUUACGAAAUUGAGAUGAAGCAGUACACACUGGAAGAAUUCCUGGACAAGAACGACCACACUUUAGCUUCUGCUGUUUUUGCAUCAUCCACCAACAGCUUUCCAAUCAAUAUCAUCCAAGUGAAUCCUGCAGGCCAGAGAGAGGAAUAUCUGCUUUGCUUUCAUGAAUUUGGUGUCUUUGUCGACUCCUACGGAAGGCGUAGUCGUUCAGAUGACCUGAAGUGGAGUCGUCUGCCUUUAGCAUUUGCCUACAGGGAGCCAUAUUUGUUUGUGACACACUUCAACUCCCUCGAAGUGAUAGAGAUUCAAGUGCGUGGCUCUCUUGGCACCCCAGCUCGAGCCCACUUGGAUAUCCCAAGCCCUCGCUACCUGGGCCCCGCAAUUUCAUCCGGAGCCAUUUACCUGGCCUCCUCCUACCAGGACAAACUCCGAGUGAUUUGCUGCAAGGGGAACUUGGUAAAGGAAUCAAACAAUGAACACCACCGAGGAUCCUCGGCCACACGCAGCUGUCCACGUCCAUUGUUUUUGAAUGACAGCAGCCCGAAUAAAAGAGGCCCCCCAACCUACAAUGAGCACAUAACCAAGCGGGUUGCAUCCAGCCCUGGGCCUCCGGAAGGUCCGAGCCACCCUCGAGAGCCAAGCACACCCCAUCGCUAUCGAGAGGGAAGGACGGAGCUCCGUAGGGACAAGUCUCCCGGACGGCCGCUCGAGAGGGAGAAAUCGCCCGGCCGCGUUCUGAGCACCCGCCGGGAAAGAUCUCCUGGGAGGCUGUUUGAGGAGAGCAGCAGGGGACGGAUGCAGGUGGGAGGCGCGAGGACCCCCCUCUCCCAAGUCAACAAGGUCUGGGACCAAUCUUCAGUAUAAGCUACACAAGCCUGCCCUGACCUUGAACUGCAGGAAGAACCAAGGAAAUAGUACUGAGCAGGCCCUCCGCACUUCUUACCUAGUUGCCUAGCCAGCCACCGAUCCAUAGCGCUGGGCCCGAAAUGGUUCUGGCAACAGGAUCCAAAUCCACCAGGACUCUCGUUGCUUCCAAGGAAACGUGUGCAUCUCAGUUUAUUUUCCUACAGCUUCCUGCAGUUGGGUUUUCUCUGCUCUCUUCCUCUUUCCCCUUCCCCUUCCCACUCCCUCUUUUUGGGCACUUUGUACUACCGUUGCUCUUUCAAAGCAGUUCAUAAACUUUUUAUACUUCGCUUUUAGCCUUCUGCCAGCCCCACUGAUGAAGCCCGAUGGGAUGGGGAUCCUCACACCCAAGUCUGAAAAGUGUGGCUUAUCAGCAUUUGGGGAAAAGAUGCUGUAUUCUGGAAAGGCCUAGGAACAGUCAAGGCCACCGUGAGUGUGUCUCGGUACCCAGCAUCAUAAGCUUCUUCUGCAGAGCUUGAGAAAUAACCUGAUCAGUUUAUUCCAGCUUCUGCUUCCAAAACCCUUUGGGAUUUAAUAUAGCAGUUAAAUGCAGCUCUCUGGUCAGCCGGGUUACAGAGAAGGGAAUGUCCUCUUUUAACUCUUCCCCAAACAUCUCCCGAUCCCAUAAAGUACGUGGUCACAACCCGCUCCCCUCUUUCUGCAUUCAAGCAGUCGCGAGGUGUAAAUCCCCCCCCCUUGGCCCCUUACCCAGGUUUUCUGCAUGGCAGUUCCCUGCAUGCUUACUGCAACACCAUCAUCCUGGCUGCCGUCUUCUUUUCAGUUGCUUUGCUAGAUAUUGUAUCUUGUACCUCCCGUGUUAACUGAGCUGAAGCCUUGAUAGCUUAUGCUGCAACAGUAAAACCAUCCUUGUUUACUGGGGAAACUGGCACUGAAGGAGAACGAGCGAUGGUUCUUGAUUCCACGGCAACAGAGCUUUGACGAGGCAUGAUGGCAUUCCCAUCCUCAGACCGUAUCAGAUAGGAUCCUGUUUUCAGAUGCCCUCCCUGAAAUGGACGGUGGCCAAGCUUAGGAGACACUCCCUUGCAGCUGGGGUGCAAGCCACACUCAGCCACUCCUAAUAAAGCACCACUAUAAUGAAAAGAACGAGGGGCGGAAAACCUCAAAAAUAAAAGACCCGUGGAGUGGUCUUUUUUUUGCACGUAGUGGUGGCAACCCACCUCUUGUGACAGUACAGGGAGAGGGCGAUUCAACAGCUUUGGCAAACGCCAAACAUUUCUCCAUCCCUUUUUGAAACAACUGCAAGCCACCCUCUAUUUGCUUCUCAUUCUUGGGUGUUGCUGAGCGCCAAGGCAGAUUUAUUUCCAAGUUAGGCUUUGGCCGUUCCAGUUGCUUUAGCUGCAUUUCUCUCCAAGCUGGCAAGAACAAACCCGCCCAUCUCUCUUGCUUGUUCCUUUUGCCAGCUGGUGCUGCCAUCCUGGAGAGGUGCCUAAAAAUCUCUCUCUAAGCAUCAGUGCCCUUUUUGGAGGGUCUUGUGGAUAACAGGGUCUGGUCUGUGGUGUCAUCGGGCUGUUGUAUAUCAGAUGGUUUGUCAGGAAACAUGCUGAGAUUUCUGCCUCUGGGCCUGGGUGUCCCGAAAGAUACUUUAGGUCUUUGCAUCUCAUGGAAAAGUCCCCUAUGACCUGAAAACUCGGCUUGUCGAGUCCUGAAAGUGUAAAUCUUGUGUCUUGUUGUGAAAUGCUUCCUGCUAUAGAAUAGCUCAAAGGACUGUACAUAUUUACAAGAAACUUUAUAUUCAUAAAAAAACAAAACAAAAAGAAAUCAGAUCAGUUUCUACUUUUUUAUUGUAAAGUGCAUUUUUUUCCAACCACUAGCUCUUUAUUUUAAGGGCGGUUGUGGAGCGGUUGCCUUCAGCCUCCCCAUAACCCUUCAGGUACCCAUGGAGAAAAUAUUGUAACAUUAAAUUUGCGAGCAGAAGCUUGUUAGCAUAAAUGAGGCAUUAUUACCAAAUAGGAUUUGCCUUCAUUACCUUUUUAUUCUUGCAAACAAGGGAAAGAAACAACAGAAAUAAAUUACACACCUGGAAAGUACUGAAUUUGUUGUUGAACAAUAACCAAAUAAUAAAAAAAAAAUUCACUCUUCUGA